Messenger RNA from Etheostoma cragini (Arkansas darter), 1933 nucleotides. It is a transcript of the gene mmaa, whose product is annotated as metabolism of cobalamin associated A. Gene Ontology annotation, cellular component: cytoplasm. The record is from RefSeq and is a predicted model, not a curated record. NCBI's taxonomy places the organism in Eukaryota, Metazoa, Chordata, Actinopteri, Perciformes, Percidae. The transcript is spliced from 6 exons. The coding region runs from base 1 to 1254 and encodes 417 amino acids. Gene Ontology annotation, molecular function: GTP binding; GTPase activity.
AUGCCCCACAUUUCCCAUAAAAUGCGACGGUUUGGCUUCUCCCUUCUCCGCCACAUCUCCCUUCCCUCUUCAUUCACAAUCCCCUCAGUCACAGUCCGGACUUUCUGCCUCCACCGUGGGGUCUUUAAUGGUUCGCACGCCUGUUACCAGGGCAACGUCCCGGAUCGUAGCUGCCAGCACAGGAGGAGUGUGAGCACAGCCCUCAGGCAGCACAUCCAGGACCUGAGUGGGCCUGAGCAGAGGCUAUUGGAGAAACUGUACGAGGGGCUGAUUGGGGGACAGCGGGCGUCUCUGGCUGAGUCCAUCACUUUGGUGGAGACCCAGCAUCCCAGGAAAAAAGAGCUGGCCCAGGUGCUGCUGCAGAGGGUGCUGGCCUACAGGAGGGAGCAGGAGACUCGUAAUGGAGGAAAGCCAGUAGCCUUCAGAGUAGGUCUGUCCGGUCCUCCAGGAGCAGGAAAAUCGUCCUUCAUUGAGGUGGUGGGGAAGAUGUUGACAGCACGUGGACAUAAGGUUUCAGUGUUGGCUGUUGACCCGUCGUCCUGCACUACAGGAGGCUCUUUGAUGGGUGAUAAGACGCGUAUGACUGAACUCUCCAGGGACAUGAAGGCUUUUAUCAGGCCGUCCCCGGCCUCAGGAACACUUGGUGGAGUCACCAGAACAACUAAUGAGGCCAUUGUUCUCUGUGAGGGAGCGGGAUAUGACAUUGUCCUUGUAGAGACUGUAGGUGUGGGGCAGUCAGAGUUUGCAGUAGCUGACAUGGUUGACAUGUUUGUGCUGCUGAUUCCGCCAGCAGGGGGCGAUGAACUCCAGGGUAUCAAGAGGGGCAUCAUUGAGAGGGCAGACUUGGUGGUGGUGACGAAGUCGGAUGGAGACCUGGUGGUGCCAGCCAGGAGGAUCCAGACUGAAUACACCAGCGCACUCAAGCUGCUCAGGAGACAAUCCAAGUCCUGGAACCCUAAGGUUGUGCGUGCCUCCUCACACACCAGUGAGGGCAUUCAAGAGGCCUGGGCCAAUAUGGAGUUAUACCGGGACACCAUGCUAGCCAGCGGGGAACUGCAGGGGCGGCGGAGGGCCCAGCAGAAGGUUUGGAUGUGGAGUUUGAUCCAGGAGAACGCUCUCUGCCAUUUCCAGAAUCACCCCAGUGUCAGGGAAGCUCUACCCCACCUCGAGGAGAGGGUGACCAAAGGAGCCAUCUCCCCAGGCCUGGCUGCUGACCUGCUCCUCAAAGCCUUCUCAUCAUCAUCACCACAAUAAUCUGUGGGACUGCACCUUUGGGGAUGGGUGGAUGGAUGGAUGCCUCAUGGCUGAUCAGGGCCACUCUAUACAAAGGAAAGCCAGGACAGACGGAGAAUAAGUGCCCUUGACGCUAUGGUUUGCACACAAAAAAACUGUCUUGCCCUUUUUACACUUAUUUUGAAAUUUGAAACAUCUAAAAAAUAAGUCAUCCCUCCACAGAAAAGUUGGUUUCUGCAUGCUUUAAUUCAAAUCAGGAGAGGUAAGAGAGUGUUAACAGUUUUCACUUCUCACUUAAUGCACAUUUGGACAGCAGACAAAAUAACACAUUUCACUGUGAGAUACGAAAUGUUGCACCACCAAUAGCCUGGUUUUUCUGAAGCAGAUACUUGGGAUUGUCUUCUUGGACAAAGAAACUACAGACCCUCAGGAUCAGUUUUAAUGAGAUUAGUGCAAAACACACAGAGGGGUGUAAAGGUCAUGUUGGUACAUUUGGGGUUUGCACAAUACCCUUCCCUUUUACGAACAGGGUCAUUAUUUGGUGAAGCUGUGACUUGGUCAUGCCAUAAAUAUUGAUACGACAUGUGGUGUUGUCUGUGAUCAUGUUUACCGACACUGUGUCCCUCCUUUCUCAUCUAAUGAUCAAUAAUACACACGAGAAUCAUGAACAAUAAUUUUUUUAAUGAAAGGAUCCGACUAU